Cladocopium goreaui is the source of this 606-nucleotide messenger RNA. The record is from the annotation of a GenBank genome assembly. Lineage: Eukaryota; Dinophyceae; Suessiales; Symbiodiniaceae.
AUGGACUUUCCCGCAAAGCUGAGCGUGGGGUGGAAAGGACAGCCAGCUGCCCAUCAAGAGCAUCCUGAGGUGCCCAUCUACACCUUGUCGCAUCAUGCGACCAUUCAAGAGACGCUCGGCCGGACCUUGGGCCCGUAUACAGAGGGCUACCAGGCAGCAUUGCAAAUGGAGCUAGGACAAGGUGGAAGUGUCUGGCGCUCCAUCGCUUCCGCCUUGGGAUUGCUCGACGCGAAGGCGCCGGCGACAGCGCUGGCCGAUGUCCUGGUGCUCUGCGACGGUGGCUGCGAUGUGCUGCUGACCGGGCUGGAGACAGGGCUCGCGACGCCGGUGGAGGACAUGGCUCAUUUGAAGGCAGUUCUCCCGUUAGACAUCCCGGAGAAGUACAUCACGGCCUUAGGCGCCAACGUGGAUUGCGGCCAUGGCGUGGUGCAAGCGGAGCUGGAUCGCCGGCUGGAGGUCUUGUACAACUCAGGAAGCAUGAUUUUUCGCCAGCCUAUCAAGCUGGAGCACGCUGCGGGCGCCUACUUUGCGGAACUGGUCUUGCGAUGUUCCCCGGUGUCUUCCAUCGUGCAGAGCCUCGUGCUGGCGGCCAUGCAAGGCUACUGA